Molecule: messenger RNA, 1822 nt
Organism: Clupea harengus (Atlantic herring)
Lineage: Eukaryota; Metazoa; Chordata; Actinopteri; Clupeiformes; Clupeidae
Gene: ttc5
Product: tetratricopeptide repeat domain 5
Molecular function (GO): protein binding
Source: RefSeq, a predicted model, not a curated record
AUCCACCUGACCACUAGAUGUCAGUAUUCAUCAGACUCUACUGAGAUCUGCUGUCGGGGCUGUGACUAAACAGCAAUUUGAGAAACAUGGCGGAUUUGGAGAGGGAGAACGACACCAUCAUAAAAGAAAAAGAUGAUUUACAAAUUCUGAAGGGUCUUGUCGAUGAACUCUACCACUUCAGAGACCACUAUUUUGCGACACACAACGUGGAGGAUGCCAGCAGGAAACAGAAUGACGUGACCCAAGAGAUGAACAAGACGUUGCAGAGGCUGGAGGAGAAGGAGGAGGAGCACAAACACAGCGCCCAGUUCCUCCUGCAGCGGGGCCGCUGUCUGAACGUGGGCCCUGACUUCAGCCCCGGCGCGGAGGAGAACCUGUCGCGGGCCGUGAAGCUGGAGCCCAGUCUGGUGGAGGGCUGGAACACACUGGGGGAGCUCUACUGGAAGAAGGGAGACCUGGUCGCAGCCAAGACCUGUUUCUCCGGUGCCUUGCAACAGGAGAAGAAUAAAGUGUCUCUGAGGAGCCUGUCCAUGGUGCUGAGACAGCUCCCGCCUGAAGGGGGCGAUCAGGAGCAAGGCAAGCGGGUGUUGGAGAGCGUGGACAUGGCCAGGCAGGCGGUGCAGCUGGACGUCAAAGACGGGACAUCUUGGUAUAUCCUGGGCAAUGGCUACAUCUCCCUGUUCUUCACUAGUGGACAGAAGCCUCAGAUCUCCCAACAGGCCCUCAGUGCCUAUGCACAGGCUGAAAAAAUCGACACGGCAGCCUCCUCAAACCCAGACCUGCACUUCAACAGAGCUACGCUGUUUCAGUACGAGGAGAUGUUCAGUUCAGCUCUGGCUGGCUACAGUCGAGCGGCCAUCUUGGAUCCGGCAUGGGAGGAGCCUGUGGAGAGGGAGAAGCAGCUGCUGGACUACCUGGAGCGAGUCACGGCCCUUAUCGACAACAAGGGAAAGGUGAAGGCUCGGCGUCUGCGGACCAUGCUGUCCAAUCUCAGCCUGUCGGCUCUGGGUCCUUGUGCCUCUCCUCAGUUCCGUGCCCCGACAGGCCGGACAGGAAGCCUGGUGCCCCAGUGUAUCUCUACCCUCACACAUGGCAUCAACACUGGGGUGGCCGCCAUGGGCAAGGUGGUCUUCAGCCUUGCUCCAGAGGGACGAAUGGCUUUCACGUUCGGUAUGGUGGACAGUGAGGAGACCUGUUGUGUGGUGAUGGUGUAUAACACAGCAGACAGCUGGGGAGUGCUGAUUGGGGACUCUGUGGUGAUCCCCGAGCCUCAAGUCAAACGCCACAGCGUGUCGCACAAAGACAAGACCUUUGACUUCCGUAGCAUACGAGUGGACUCUCCUCUGCUUCUGAUCGUCAAUGGCAAGAGGCAAGCUGUGAAGAGCCAGACCGCCGCCUCCGUCAGCUACAAGCCUCAGAGCGAAUGAUGGAGGGAUGAAGAGAAGAAACACGGUGGAGGAUGGAGAACAGAGUAGUCUGCAGUUCAAAGGCAGCAGCUUAUCUAUGCUAUGAGCCAGCUGGAGAGUGGAGGAGGGAGGCGACAAUUUGAGUAACAAGUCAGCCUGCAACUAGUACAAGCCCGAUUGAGUGAUGGAGAAAGUAGAAUGCUACUGUUUAAGUAAUAUAUAAGUUUGUUUGUGUAUAUAUGAAUGCAAUGUUUUGUGUUUUCACUCUUUAAAACCCUGUACAUAUUUUUUUAACGUAUUUCCUUUUGUUAUGUAGUUUGGAGUGUGUGAAGAAUGUGUCUCUUUUAAUUUGUCACGGAAAAUGCUGCUGUUUGUUUACAUUUGGGGCCCAUCAAUCCAAUAAAACCUUAAAUACA